ACUCUUCCCGAGUCGUAGACAAGUUAGUCUACUGUGUAGUAGUGCUAACCAGGCAUCAUCGACUUCUUAGACAAGACGUCAUCGCCGGCGGCUGCCUGGGGACAGGACAGGCAUGGUAUAACCGGCCUGCAUACGGCGGAGAUGCGCGCGCGCCGCGGCUGAUGUAUGCAGACGCUGAUUGGCAUCCCCACUCGGAGCAGGUUGCAACGGUAUCUACGACGCCCUAGGGCAUGUACAUACGUACGACAUGUGAGAUCUCGAGAUGUGUUGAAUUGUCCGUCUCCUAGUCAACUGAGGGUUGGCUUGGCAGGAGAUGGUAGGCAGGUUGUGAAGUCGGAAUUGUUGCCUAGUAUUCUCCCUCCAUUACUCCUUCUAGACCCCGAUCUUGGAAAUGCCAACUUCGGAUGGAAAAUGGAAAUGGACACAAGUGAUUUUUUUUUCCGCUUUGCAGGUAAUUGGCUUUUAGGUUUCACAUGGGCCGGUUGGUCCCGUGCAUUACUAAUUAGAAUGAGGAAUUCCAAUAGUAGUCUUGGUCUAGUCUAGUUAUCUUUUAUGCUCCGCCCGGAAUAUACGACGCACCUCCCCGGAGAUAAUACAACCCCGACGACGAAUAUACCAUCCCUGUUGCAGCGAGAAUAAUCUCCUUAAAAUCUGACGGGACCGGAUUCAAUUUAAU
Messenger RNA from Aspergillus vadensis CBS 113365, 676 nucleotides. RefSeq lists its product as uncharacterized. Lineage: Eukaryota; Fungi; Ascomycota; Eurotiomycetes; Eurotiales; Aspergillaceae. The transcript has a single exon. The coding region runs from base 166 to 543 and encodes 125 amino acids. The record is from RefSeq and is a predicted model, not a curated record.